AUGUGCGCAGUGCGCGCGUCGCCGGAGCCGCGCCGGGUGCCGCCGCUGCAGGAGCCGCCGCGGCACGUGGAGUUCACCAACAACACGGGCGCCACGCUCACCUGCUCCACGAGGGGAGAUUAUCAGGUAUGCUCUGUUACUAAGAGGACGCCGGAGCCGCGCCGGGUGCCGCCGCUGCAGGAGCCGCCGCGGCACGUGGAGUUCACCAACAACACCGGCGCCACGCUCACCUGCUCCACGAGGGGAGAUUAUCAGGUAUGCUCUGUUACUAAGAGGACGCCGGAGCCGCGCCGGGUGCCGCCGCUGCAGGAACCGCCGCGGCACGUGGAGUUCACCAACAACACCGGCGCCACGCUCACCUGCUCCACGAGGGGAGAUUAUCAGGUAUGCUCUGUUACUAAGAGGACGCCGGAGCCGCGCCGGGUGCCGUCGCUGCAGGAACCGCCGCGGCACGUGGAGCUCACCAACAACACGGGCGCCACGCUCACCUGCUCCACGAGGGGAGACUAUCAGGGCGAAUCGCACACUACGGUGGCGAAUCAUUCCAUUGGCAAUGAAGCUUCACCAGUUGUGAGUCAAAUCAAAGCACCUAUCAAUGCUUCAUCAUCUGAGGAGCAUCCAUCAACCUCUACACACAUCACCAGCCAUUUUGUUAAGGGUGUAGCACCUCGGAAGAUAUUAGCAACAGCUGUAGUGUCAGCUGAAUCACAAAAUGGCGGGAAACAUCAACUUUUGCGAGCUCUUGUAGAUCAAGGGUCGGAAGAGUCUUUUAUUGCAAGGUCAGCAGUUCAAUUACUUGAAUUGAAAACCACACCAACCAGGGUAGAUACAUCAGGUUUGGGAGGUGAACAGGGCCCUUCAACAAGGUCCAUAGUAGAGGUAUCAAUCAGUUCACGUCUCAAUCCAGGUUGCGUGUUUCGUGUUUCAGCGUAUGUCCUCGACAAAGUGACGAGAGACUUACCUUCAACUGCUGUAUCAAUCACCUCAUGGCCGGAGUUAGAACUCGUAACGUUAGCUGACCCGGAAUAUCACACUUCGAAUAAGAUAGACAUCUUAUUAGGGGCGGAGGUUUAUGCUAGGAUUAUUCAAGAUGGUAUUAUCAAAUGUCCCUCAGGGUCUUUAGCGGCACAAAAUACAACCCUGGGAUGGAUAUUAUUUGGAGCGGUCAAGUCGGAUCAAAACACAAACAUCAAAGUUACAACAUUGCACACACAUGUAGAGCCUGUAGAAGAAUUGCUUAAGUCUUUCUGGGAGGUUGAAGCAGAGCCGUCCAACAAACAUAAGAUUUUGUCAAUCGAAGAGCAACGGUGUGAAGAUAUCUUCCAUUCAACCACCACACGAGAUGAAGAGGGACGAUAUGUUGUCAAACUUCCAUUUCGAGAUAGUGAACCAGCCUGCGCCGAUGGUCAUUCACGGGACAUUGCGUUGAAGAGAUUCCACUAUCUUGAGAAGAAGAUGCAGAAAGAUGAGCGCCUGAAACAGGAGUACAAGAAAGUAUUUGAUGAAUACUUAGAGUUAAAUCACAUGAAGGAAAUUCAUGACAACAAAGCAAAGGGUUGUUACAUACCAUAUCACGCUGUCAUACGCGAAGACAGACAAACUACCAAGUUUCGGGCGGUCUUUGAUGCGUCAUGCAAAGGCACGAACGGCGUAUCUUUAAACGACGAUUUAAUGGUAGGCCCUAGAUUGCAACCAGAGUUGCGCCAUAUAAUAAUGCGUUGGCGUAUGUAUCCAAUCUGCUUCAUUGCAGAUAUAGUCAAAAUGUACCGCCAAAUAAAGGUUAGUGACGAAGACUCCGAAUUCCAGCGUAUUUUGUGGUGUGAGACACCGGAAGAGAACAUCAAGGAAUACAAGAUGCUUCGCGUUACAUUUGGAACUUCUUCAGCACCUUAUCUGGCUGUAAAAAGCUUGAUACAAGUGGCAAAGGAUGAAGGGAAAGACUUCCCUCUAGCAGCUGAAAGAGUGAAACAUGAAUUUUAUAUGGAUGAUUUGAUGUCGGGUUGCGAAAGCGAAGAAGAAGCAAUCGAAAUAUACAAGCAAAUGAAUGAAUUGCUAAAAAGGGGAGGUUUCGAAUUGCAAAAAUGGGCAAGCAACAGUGAAGCAAUGUUGAAUAAAUACAACAAGACAGUUUAG
This is a messenger RNA of Cydia fagiglandana, 2133 nucleotides long. RefSeq lists its product as uncharacterized. The record is from RefSeq and is a predicted model, not a curated record. The coding region runs from base 1 to 2133 and encodes 710 amino acids. The transcript has 3 exons. NCBI's taxonomy places the organism in Eukaryota, Metazoa, Arthropoda, Insecta, Lepidoptera, Tortricidae.